AUGUUGCUUGAGGAGCAGCAAGCUCUUCGUUCGUUGAGCGUAGUAGACGAUUCCCCUCUGCAGCAAGGCAUUCCGCUUCCAACUGAGGUCCUAGCUGACGUCUUCAGCUUAUGCGACCGUCAUGACCUUGCUUCGCUUUGCAUGAGCUGUAAACGCCUCAGUGCCAUUGCAGAACGAGAACUCUACAAGUCGUUGACUAUCCCGUGCUUGGACCGUGGCGAACGGCUGAAUUCGCUCGAGUUGGUAUCUCGGUCGCUGUUCAAUGGGCAGGACAACGACCUAAGACUCGGGUACGUGAAAGAGCUGACGGUCAAUGGUUUAAGCUGCAAAUUCCUAUACGCCUCUAGCGACUUUCUAGGCUCAACCUACCUCGAGGGCAUACAACUUCUUCUUUCCCACGUACACUCUCUGACAGCCCUCACCAUCGUGUUCUCAACAAACGACGUAGCCCAUUACGACCUCCAGAUUCACCCGACCCUACUUCUCACUUCCAUCGGUCCUGAUAUCAUCCCCCGACUAUCAAAUUAUCCAUACAUCACCUCCCACCCGGCUCCCACAUUCUCGAAUCUCCGCUCUUUCACCUUCGACACACAAUUCAUCGACAACACCAUUGUGUGUUCCUUUCUCAGCAGACAUCCAACCUUGGAACAUGUCAGCAUCGGGAACGGUGUCACGAAGCGUACAAUAAUCGGACCUACGUCUCUUCCUGCGAGAGGAUACUGUAGCGAGAGGAUUGUGCUCCCUCGUCUGAAAAGCUUCACGGGUCCAGAGAGAUAUUUUAGAUGUUUGAGCGCUAGCGCCACCGCCACAUAUCCUGACUGUAUGACGGCGUCAAGUACGACCACGCCCAUUGCACCUGGUUUGAAGGAGGCAAGAAUCACUUGGGAGCAUCUAUCCGAUUUCACACUUGCGCUCCAACCCAUCAUCGCUUCCCAUUCCAAAAUCCAUCCCGAUCCUCAUUCUGUCGCCUACUCAAACGGGUACAAGUUUGGAGGCAGGGAAGAGGAAAAGAUAUCGUUCCUCAAGUGCACGCGCCCGGGGUCAAACAUCGAUUUGAUACAGUACAUCGCCGAAUGUAUGCCGUGGCUAAGGAAGCUCCAGGUCAUGACGUUCAUGGGGCACCGAAUCGACAGUAUGUUCGAUGUUGUCACACAGGAGAAGAUGCUAUCUAUCGCUGAUGCCGUUGUGCGCUUCCCGCACCUCGAACAGUUCGAGUACUUCAACUGGGUCUCCGUCCUCGUCAUCGGACCAGCCCAUUGUCAUAGACUGGGCAAGGUGUUCAUGGAACGCAUCGGGACCGAGAAGAAGCUGGCCUUGAGGAGAUUCGGGACGGAAUGGGUGCGCGCGGAAGCUUCAAAAGGUAAACCAGCAGGGUGGAAGCCGGAGAUGUGGGGAUUGCUGUGA
Molecule: messenger RNA, 1404 nt
Organism: Stereum hirsutum FP-91666 SS1
Lineage: Eukaryota; Fungi; Basidiomycota; Agaricomycetes; Russulales; Stereaceae
Exons: 4
Coding region: 1-1404 (467 amino acids)
Molecular function (GO): protein binding
Source: RefSeq, a predicted model, not a curated record